UGCUAAGACCUAAAUAGCACCCAUGAAACAAGAGCACCUCUGUAGGGAAGACAUAAAAGACGAAAGAAAGAAAAAAAAAUGAUUCGUUCGUCGGGAAAAUUUGUAAAUACAGUCAUCAGAGCCAUUAAAUUAUCCAAAGAAGUGUGUCCAUCAUCUAAAAACCACUUCAUUCCAUCAUCAAUACUCUCAAGGUACUACUCAUCAAAUGUCUCCGAGGUCAAUCCUGUUGCCUUACAAAUGAUAAAUUAUGGUGUUAAUCAUGCAAGAUCACAAAGAACUGAUGAAUCAUAUGGACAAGGUUUAUUGGUAUUGGAACAAUGUAUCUCUAGUAAUACGCGAGAGGAGGAUGUACAAGGAAUUGCUCUGUUAGCCAUGUCUAGUUUAUUAUAUGAAAGAGGUGAUUACAGCGGUGCCAUGGAAAGAUUAGAAAAAAUUCAAGGGUUAACUCAUUCUAAUUUGGGCGUUAAAGUUGCUGCUAUGGAAGGUUUAAUUGGACUCAACUUAGAAAUGGGGGAGGAUGUUGCUUCGUCCAAAUUAGCAGAUACUUGCUUCCAACUGGUGAAUUCCAACCUUAAACAUAGUUCUCAUGACUUCGAAAUGAUAAACUAUCGGGCUAAAGCGAUUAAGGGGCUUGUGGAGUUAGUUCUAGGGAAUCAUCGAACAGCAGAGACGUACUAUGGGGUGGCUCCGGAGGAAAAGAAUUUUCCAGGGAUUGCUGUGUUAUCACAUGGGGAGUUCUUACAUGCUAGUGGAAAUUUUUCUUCGGCGAAGGAGUAUUACCAGAAGGUAAUUCAAGGGGUGCCAGAGACUGAGAGCUCUGAUGAUCCGUCCAGUUUGGCAACUGGUAAUAUGGUCUCAGCAGAGGUUCUAGUAGGGGCCAGCUGUGCUUUAGGUCAACUUGAAGCUCAUUCCGGGUGGAGAAUCGAAGGCGGAGAGAAGUAACAUAGUAGCCCUUGCAAGAGGAGGUUAUGCUGAUAUUCUCUGUGUGCAACAAAACCGAAAGGGAGAGGGCGAAAGAAUGAAGAACUGGGCAGAAUCUACAUGGAAAUAUCAACGGUUAUCACUGGCAGAAGCACUGGAGAUCUCUGAGCCCUCCAAAGCCGCAGUAGUUGACACUCGAAUAAGCAGGGUUAUAUAAUUUCCCAGUCUUGGUUAAAGGAAAGCAGAGUAAACUUGAGCAAAACACAAUAUAUCUAAAUUAUCAGCCAUUACUGGCAAAGGGGCAUUGGAGACCUCUCCAAGAGCAUUUUUGACGCUUGCAAAUAAGCCAAAAUUCUGUUCAGCGUUCAGCAGGGUACAAGCUUCACCUAGGAUUUAGUUAGUUAUUCCGUAUGAUUACCAAAAACAUCUACUCCCUCUGUUUCUGAAAGACCGUCCUCUAUUCCAUUUUGGUCUGUUUCAAAAUUGUGUCCAGCUAGCUUCUGUUUAUAGUUAUAUUUUUCUAACAAACUCUCUAAUAUACCCUUAAAGUUUUAUAUUCAAAAAUUCUUUUUUAA
Molecule: messenger RNA, 1496 nt
Organism: Papaver somniferum (opium poppy)
Lineage: Eukaryota; Viridiplantae; Streptophyta; Magnoliopsida; Ranunculales; Papaveraceae
Exons: 7
Coding region: 79-942 (287 amino acids)
Cellular component (GO): mitochondrion
Molecular function (GO): protein binding
Source: RefSeq, a predicted model, not a curated record